UAUACUAUUUAGCCUGAGCCUGGCUCCAAACUCCUCGCCUCAGCUCCAAACUGAUUUUCCUUCCCUGCGAUACGGUCUUCCAUCAGUCACAAUACCAAGUACGAUGGCCGGUUUACACCUUUCGACGCAAAGUCAUCGGCUGCUUAUUUGUCUGCCACUAAUCACUGGCUUAUUCUGGUUUGCAAUGCUGCUCGCCAUGCUUCUUACCUGGCUUAUCUCUGGGCGUCCCAAGUACGUCUCUCAAGAGGGAAACGUCGCAUACAUAUCAGACGUUGCCGCAUCAUUCCUCAAACCACUAUUCAUUGUCGGUUGUUGCAUCACCGGAGUGGGCUUCAUGCUCUCUCUCGUGCUAGAACGUCUUCUACGGCACAGAGGCAGGCUCCCUCCCUCCAUGCGCAAAAAAGAGCGCGUGUUUGAGACUCUUGCCAUCGCAGGAUCAAUUAUCGGAAUGUUGGGCCUCUGUUUCCUAUCUGGCUUCGAUACAAAACGCUACCACACCGCGCAUUACGUAUGCCUGUUCUUCUUCGCCCUCGGUGUCAUUCUCUCCGUAAUCUUCACUGUGCUCGAGUAUCGCUGGUUAGUUCAAACCCAUCCUGACAUUAAAAAGCUUCGGUAUGCGUACUUGGUGAAGGCCGUCAUUGGAAGUGUACUUAUUGUUUUAGCUAUCGCCUUUGGUAUCGCGCUAUUUUACGCUUCGGAAGUCGGAGCAGUUUUAGAGUGGAUCAUUGGAUUCGGGUUCACUUUUUACCUACUCACAUUCGCAUAUGACCUAAGGGCUGCAAGAAUCACGCUGGAGGAGGGAGAGGACAUGACGGAGAAGGGCCAGGCCUCGCUGAUCGCUGAUCAUAGGGAACCUGUCUAGUGAGGUGGCAUUCGGAACUGUUUGGUUGAUAUGUAGAAGGAUGCGAGUUGCUGCUCUUACAAGCUCCCAAAUUAGACCUUGGAAGAAUACUGCGUACCCGCCCCGA
This is a messenger RNA of Suillus discolor, 968 nucleotides long. Its product is annotated as Frag1/DRAM/Sfk1. Gene Ontology annotation, cellular component: plasma membrane. NCBI's taxonomy places the organism in Eukaryota, Fungi, Basidiomycota, Agaricomycetes, Boletales, Suillaceae. The transcript has a single exon. Bases 104 to 862 code for a protein of 252 amino acids. The record is from RefSeq and is a predicted model, not a curated record.